Molecule: messenger RNA, 4122 nt
Organism: Pieris brassicae (large cabbage white)
Lineage: Eukaryota; Metazoa; Arthropoda; Insecta; Lepidoptera; Pieridae
Product: nucleolysin TIA-1
Exons: 9
Coding region: 145-1257 (370 amino acids)
Molecular function (GO): mRNA binding
Source: RefSeq, a predicted model, not a curated record
ACGACAGACGCAGUUAGAUUAGUUAACCUUUAUUUUUAACAAAACGUGAUAAUUAUUUGAUAAUAACUCUCCGGGAGAGUUAACCUAGAAGGAGACUAGUGUAGAGAAAAAUGAGGUUGUAAGAAUUAGGGUGGUGAGGUCAAAAUGCUAGCCAUGUCAACAAUUAUGAUGCCAGCAGCGACGAUGACUACAAUGACCAACGCCGGGCCCAUCCCGGUCGCAGCGGCCACCAAAUUGGAGCCCAAAUUGCUGCAGCUGCCGCAUGCGGCGCUGAUGCAGCAGCAACCACAACAACACCAUCAUCAACACCAGCAUGGGAAUAUUAAUAAGCUUGAGCACUACCACAUUUUCGUCGGAGACCUGAGUCCAGAGAUAGAGACGCAGAGCUUAAGGGACGCCUUCGCACCCUUUGGAGAAAUAUCGGACUGCAGAGUGGUGAGAGAUCCACAGACGCUGAAAUCUAAAGGAUAUGGAUUCGUUUCCUUUCUUAAAAAAUCCGAAGCGGAGUCGGCCAUAACAGCUAUGAAUGGCCAGUGGCUAGGUUCGCGAUCAAUCCGGACGAACUGGGCGACCAGAAAACCGCCAGCGCCAAAGAACGAAUUGAACUCGAAACCGCUAACAUUCGACGAGGUGUACAACCAGAGCUCUCCAACAAAUUGCACGGUCUAUUGCGGCGGUCUCACCACCGGGCUUUCGGAGGAACUGAUCCAGAAAACGUUCCAGCCCUUCGGCACCAUACAGGAGAUAAGAGUCUUCAAAGAUAAGGGAUACGCGUUUAUUAGAUUCUCGACGAAGGAGAGUGCGACCCAUGCUAUAGUGGCAGUUCAUAACACAGACAUCAAUGGACAGCCAGUUAAAUGCUCUUGGGGAAAGGAGUCUGGCGAUCCCAACAACGCACAGCCACAGGGCCAGCUGAGCGGUACAGCGUACAGUCCAUUCGGUGCAUACCCUGGGGGCGUGCCGUCGUACUGGUACAACACUUACCCGCAACAACUCGGGGGCUUCCUGCAAGGGAUGCAAGGCGUGCAGGGGUACUCUUAUGGACAGUUUGCGGGGUACCAGCAGCAGUACAUGGGUGUGCCUCCUUCUAGCAUGGGGGGCGUGCAGCUCCCCUGGGCACUAGGGGGCGGAGUCGGGGGAGUGGGUGGAGUGGCCGCCAUGUCUCAGCCGCCGCAGCUGCUGCACUAUCCCGUGCAGCACUUCCAAGUACAGCCGAUCGCUGAGGAGGAGUGGUUAGCCCCGAGUUUGUUGGUGUGAGGACACCGCGCGCCCCCGCCGCCUGACCCUUGUUGCUGCCAGCUCAAGGAGUGGCUCUAGCUCACUCCCUCACCUCACUUCUACUUCACUCCCAAAGCGGCACCACGUCGAUGAUAUUUGGCCAUCGCCCCGAUACUAGCGAUUUCAUUUCUUUCUUUCUUCAAGUUAUUUCCAGAAAGAGAUUUGCUUUACAUUUAAGGAAAGCUAAGGUGUCAACUUAAUCGGAGCUUUGUCCCUCUAAAGUGGAAACUAAAUUGAGACCUUACCGUCACGUCAAACGCUAUCUUAUUGCUAAGUACUACUUAAGUAGGUAUAUAUUUCUUACGAUUCAUUGUGCUUGUUGACGCUUUGGGAACGACUUACUAUUUGUUUGAAUCUAUAAAUUUCCAAAAGCCGGUUUUAUUUUGGGAAUUUAUAAACGCGUUCCGUUUAAGUUGAAGAAUGUAGUCCUGAAGCAGUGGGUUGCGGCGGAGGGCGGCUUCGCUUCGUCGAAUGAAUAUAUGAAUAAUGUGAGUCACUCGAGCAAAUUAUUUGUAUAACCGCUUAUGAUCGCAUGGAAAUGCAUUUAUGAUAAAAGAUGAAUACUUUUUAGAGAAUAUAUAGUUAUUUAAUGUAAGCGUAUUGUAAGGUAGGUUAACAGUACCACGCGGGCCAAAAUGGUUGCGACGAGAAAAUUUUGCUGGUUUAUAAUAAAGAUACCGAACCACCGUGCACAAGUAUAUUAAGAUUAGUGGAAAAUGUAGAUUUUUGGAAAAAUGUUUAAUAGAACUAGAUGGUACGCGAGAGUGAGAAAGUUUUUUAAGAUUUUAUAUCUGGUCGGAGAUAGGAAAGUAAUAUUAUUGAAUAGAAUCUAUACGACUGGACGCUAGUGUGGCCUCCUCUCUCCUCACCUCUGCUGACGAUCAGUUCACAAACAAACUAUAUCUGAACUUUGCAAAAGUACGUCGCUGUCAUUAGAUCAGAUUACAAAUAGCAGAUACUCCACAAAAGCGUCCAGUAAUAAUAAUAUAGAUUUUUCUCUGGACGUCAAUAUUGCCAAAUUCAUAACAAUUCAACUUAUAUAAUAAAAAAAGGUUGUGUAUUUAAUAUAAAGGACACAUGGAACUACAAACAUGACGAAAUAGAAAAAAAGUGUAGAGAAAAUAGAUUAUUUAUAAGAAAGAUAUAUAUUUAUUAUAGGAUAUAAGGUAUAUAAUCAUUUACUGUAGGUUGAGUGGUCGAUGGUAUUUCGACUUAAAACUUUUUGCUCUGUUUUUCAUGUAUGCGUCUUCGUUUAUUUCGCGAGGCUGGCGAAUGGCGGUAGAGUUGGAGAUCAAACCCAACAAUUCUCUUUUCUGUACACUAAAUGUUUCUUUGCUCAUAUUACCCCAUUUAAUGCAGAAUCUUUAUGAAAACGUAAAAAUACAGGAUUAUACAGACGAUAGCAAGAACAUGCUUCUUUUAUUCGCGUAAAUUCCUUCGUGAACCCAUCACGAACUCUUCCUGCGCAUGUAAAACUCUGCCGAUCAUACGCCAAGUCUAGCGUAGCGACAUCUACGUGAUAACAUCUUUUUUGAAACUUUUUAACGAGACACUCUCUGUCUACGAUAUUUUGUAAAAAAAAAUGUAUUUUAUAUAUUAUAUUGUCGGUGUUGAUUUAUGUAGAUUUGUUUCUAUUGAUGUUAAUUUUUAUCAACGUGCAAAUAAUUUGCAAUUAUAGCAAAUUGACUUACGACAAGUACCGCGAUAAGACAAUUGACUCGCUCCACUACAAUGAUAAUGACAAUGACAACCAAUGCUCUCAGAUAAAGUCUGGACUAGCCCAGAUAAACGUGAUUUCCAAUAAUUGUAAAUUAAUGUACGUGGAACCUUACGCAUGUAGUCGAAUCUUGUGAGACAUAUCGCUAGAGAUUUAUAUUAAGAUUAUUAACAUAAGUACGUGAGUUAAGUAACGAAUCGUUAAGUCAAUUUCAUCGUCAAUCUAUGACGUGGCAUUAUUUUGACGUGAAACGGAGCAUUAUGAUGACGAUUUUAUGUCACCAAACGGGUCUUUGGGAGUUGCUUAAAAUACUGCUUUCUUUAAAAGAUAGCAUCAGGUCUACACAUGUCUACAAAAGAGUGUGCUGUAGAUUGAUUGGCAGCAAUUUGAAGCAGGUCCUAAUGUGACCGGGGUGUAUUGAUGAUGAAAGGAUAUCCGUCGUGGUUGCUCCUCAAUCGCGUCAAGGCAGUUAUAUAAAGCAGAUAUAUCAGUUAGAUAGACAAAUUUAGCUAUAACUACAUAUACAAUUAGCGUACAUUUGCCUAUAAUCGCUUUCCGGUAGCAUAGAGUUGUAUAUCCGUAUGUAAGCUAGACUAGUGCUGAGUCGUGGCUUUGUCCACUGACGUUGCCUUUCUUACGCUGUCUCUUCCCUCGAGGUACGAUAAAUAAGGCUUACUUUACGGUAGUUAAGAAUCGAAGUAUAUAACGUGUUAGAUAGGUAAAUUUCAAUAUAAAGUAUAUAUAUACAAAUAUGGAUUUUAUCGUCUAGAUAGGCUAUGAAAUUUGUGUGUUUGUUUACGUUGCUUUAUUGUGUUGGUCCAGUGUUAAGAUAAUUUUAAGUCCCAAAGAACACCAAAUAUAUUGUAAUCCUUGUAAUAUAAUGUAGACUGGCGAUAGUACUUAAUGUCUUACGCACUCUCCUUUGGGUUCUGUUGGAAAUUAUACAUUCAUACAAUUGACUUGUUCUUCGAGGAUGAAAAAGCUUUCUCUUUAUUCUAUAAAUCAAUGCCCGAGUUCUGGGGAUGGUCACAAUGCAUUUAUCGAAAAACGCAGUUGUAAUUAUCGGUGAGAAUUUUAAGACGCCUUUUAAUAAAAUCAUUUUUAGUUCACACUUCACUAGUUCAAAA